AUUCUUUUGCAAUUUUCCGUCCUGAUUCUUUCCUCUGCAUCUUUAUCGACAAUCGACGCAUCACAAAUACACUUUUUUCCCCUGUGUGUGUGUGUCAUUCUUUUUCUAUCUCCAUCAUUGAUAAUCUUCAAAAAUGUCUUCUGAUGACGACAGUGUCUCGAGAAGCUCUCAGGAUGAUGGAUUAACCAACGAGAGCACCAUGUCCCGUCCUUCGAGUUUGGACUCGGACGAAUCUUUCCUUGAUGAUUUCCCGAUAGACGAUGACGAUAUAAUAUGGAGCGACGACGACAGCAGGUCGGAUUAUUCGAUUGACUACGAAUUUCUAGGCUUUCGAUAUCACAACUAUCGGAACGAGAGUGACGCGGACAGUGUAGCAUCCGAGUUAUCGGAGGCCGUUCCGUCCACCACUGACAUGGGCUUCGACAUGUGGGAUGAAGAUCCCUACAGUACCAACGACUUCACCUGGGAUUCCAACGAUAUGCGUGUUACUGGGUUUAUGAAACAGCGGCAAGCCGCCAUUGCUAGUAUGAAUCGCCUGGCGUGCUGGUCAGCGUCCAGUUUUUGGAAAAAAGAGCAUGGCUGGCCUCAGCAGUUGCCUUCGUCAUGUUCGACGGCCAAUCACGAUCAAUGCGCGAAUGCCCUUUGUUCGGUGAUUUCCGAGCACGGCACGACAGAACAGCUGUAUGCGGUGUACCGAGAUCGGAUCAUUAAAUGUGGGGAGGCAAUACUUUCUUCAGCACGUGCCAUCACCGGGCCAAAAUCUGGUUCUACGGAAAAUGGCUCCGCGAGUGCCGAUCGACCGUUGUAUGAUGAUACCACAUGGAUCGAAAGUGAUACGGAUGCUUCGGUUGCCGGGUCCCCUCCUUUCGAUAACCAUAGUAGCAAGACAUUUUGCGAGACCCAUGAAUCGGUUUCGUUGUCUUCAUCUCCUUCUUAUUCCUUUUCCAUCGACAGCAGUGAUAGACCCAUGCUGCCAUCCUCGCCCCAUGAAUCAUGUAUAAGCAAAUUUAAACCUUACACAAAAUUCAUUGCACGGUCCGAUUUUCCACGCAUUCUUCCGGAGCAUGCGUACAUGCCUCUUGGAUUUGAGCCCUUGUGCCUCGCCUACAAGUAUGGUUACAUGGCCAUCGGUGGCAUUGAAGGAGAAUUUGAACUUUACUGUUGCAUGAAUCAGUCAGAACCUGUGAAACUUUGGGGCACGAAAUUCAAAGGACGCCACAACGUUCAGUUGAUGACCAACUCGGUGGAGAUUGUUCGAUGGCGUAUGGGCCAACCCACGUUGCCCAUGCUGAAUGAUUGUGAACCCGUGUACCAGUAUCUGCUGAUUGCGUCCAUGAACGAGGCCGGAAUUCUUGUCUAUCGAUUACCAUCCCAUCAUGAAUGUGCUGUAUACUCACAAGCUCGACGUGCGUAUCCGCCGCCUCGUAUUCCGUUGCAUACCCACCUUCGCAGCUUUGAUCGCGUGCCAAUCAACGAUGCAAAAAUCAGCCCAGACGGUCGUACGAUGGUGUGCGUUGGCGAUGAUCAGUUUGUAUUUUUGAUCGACAUUAACCUGGACUCCUCUUCCCAAGAAAUCACAUUCCGUCCACCUGUCAAACUUGAGAUUCCAGUCGGUCUGCUGACACCGGGUGACAGCACCGAAUCGGCUUACUCAUCGCAGUACGUUGCGUGGAGCGCGUCUUCCCGGUUCUUUGCACAUACCUCCGAUACCCAUUAUUGCGUCCUCGUCUGGCGUGCCGAGACACGCGACGUUCUGUACUCGAUUGAUGCUGCAGGAUACACCUAUGCGGUGAAAUUCCAUCCCUACAUGGAUGGCCUGCUUUCAUUCACCAAUCGCUACGGAUACUUUCACACUGUCAAUCUUGAGGAAGCCGUGGAUCCACGCGUCAAUACCAAACGGAUCAAUAUGCUCACGUUUGAUAAGCAGACCGUCGAUGCUCGAGGCCAUUGCUGCGAUGACCGAUGUGUGUCCACAGAGACGGCGGCAGUCUAUCACACGAGACAUCUUGAAGCGAGACAUGAGAUCACAAUGGUAGCUUUUCGCGGUGAGCGCGAUAUACGACUCCGGAUAUUAGCUAAGAUCAACGGUAUUCAGUGGUCCAAGGAUGGUCGCUACCUCUAUGUCGCUACGAAGAAACGCGUGCUGGCUUAUGAAUUCACUGCUUUUUGUCUCUCUGUACCCUCCUUGUUGACCAUUGCAGGACGGCAGAUGUUGGCAGUCUUAGGACAAGAAGCAUGCGUUUCAGAUGCUUCAUCGUCCGCCACCUGCACACCAAGAAAACGAAGACGCAUCGCACACCGACAUGACCCGUUGAUCGAACCAUCGCCACGUCAACGAACAUCAAGAUCAGACCAAUGGAUGAAUAUACCUGCCCACAUUCGGCAUGCAUUGCUAAAUAAUUCACAGCUUGCCAGCCAUUGGUAAUUUUGCAUUUGUCCUUCCUGGUAUUCCCGGUUGCUCUAUACAUUCAUUUUUCGCAUGUGUCUAUAUACUCUACAUUUCUUUUUCCUCCCUUUAUAUUUUUUAUGACAUACCUUUUCAUUUAUGUAUCAAUUUCUUGUGUCCGUUUGAUCAUUUUAUUGCACAAUGCAUCUUCGUGCUUGUAUGCUUUUUCGUAUUUUCCAUUUAUUCGUUGUCUAUGUAUUAGCUAAAGCAUCGCUGUUUACUGUUUUAUUCUUUUUCUUUCAUUCAUAUGUUUUGCAAGGCGC
Radiomyces spectabilis is the source of this 2709-nucleotide messenger RNA. RefSeq lists its product as uncharacterized. Gene Ontology annotation, molecular function: protein binding. The coding region runs from base 134 to 2425 and encodes 763 amino acids. Lineage: Eukaryota; Fungi; Mucoromycota; Mucoromycetes; Mucorales; Radiomycetaceae. The record is from RefSeq and is a predicted model, not a curated record. The transcript has a single exon.